Molecule: messenger RNA, 2451 nt
Organism: Spathaspora passalidarum NRRL Y-27907
Lineage: Eukaryota; Fungi; Ascomycota; Pichiomycetes; Serinales; Debaryomycetaceae
Exons: 1
Coding region: 1-2451 (816 amino acids)
Biological process (GO): establishment of sister chromatid cohesion; nucleobase-containing compound metabolic process
Cellular component (GO): nucleus
Molecular function (GO): DNA helicase activity; DNA binding; ATP binding
Source: RefSeq, a predicted model, not a curated record
AUGACAGGACGUCUAUCACCAAGGAAAUAUAACCAUCCAUAUGAUCCAUAUACUAUUCAAAUCCAGUUAAUGAAUGCGGUGUAUGAUACCAUUAGCAAUGAUUAUAAAAUAGGUAUAUUUGAAAGUCCAACAGGUACAGGGAAAACUCUUUCCUUGAUCUGUUCAUCCAUGACUUGGUUACGCCACUAUAAACGUAACCAUAUUUUUCUGGAAGUAGUUGAUAAUAAUCUGGAAGAUAGUGAUGAUGAACCAGAGUGGGUUAAGACCGCUUAUCGAGAAUCAAUUGUAAGCCGAUCUAAAGGUAAGAUCAGAGAGUUUGAAGAGCAUUUGGAUAAGCUUGAAAAGGAUUAUGAUCAAAAUAAACGACGAGAAGCUGAAUUGAAACUGAGACCUAAAAAGAAGUUUAAACCGGCUGACUCGGAUGAAUCGAUGUUCUUGCCAGUUGAUUAUCAUAGCGAUUCUGAAACAACGACAGACGAAAGCACCGAGUUAGCUCGUCAAAUUGAGGAGCUUAAAAAGAAAUUAGCUCCAAAAAAAGACGUGGAUUAUGCGAAUGACUGUCCUACAAAGAUAUUCUAUUGUUCAAGAACGCAUUCUCAGUUAAAUCAAUUCGCGGGUCAAUUGAGAUUAACUAAGUUUGAAUCUUCUUUUGAUGAUUUACAAGAACGAACCAAAUAUUUACCCUUAGGGUCAAGAAAACAACUUUGUAUAAAUGACAAGGUGAGAUCUCAGGUUACUGUACAAAGUAUGAAUGAUGCAUGUAUUGAUUUACAAAAACUGAAAGAGGGUUGCAAAUUCCUUCCCAAGAAUUAUGUUGAUUCUGACUUAGUCAAAGAAUUUUCUGAAUUAAGUGUUGCGAAAAUUAGAGAUAUUGAAGAUUUGGGUAUAUUAGGAACUGAUUUAAAUGUAUGUCCGUAUUAUUCAGUACGAGGUGGUAUUGAACUAACUGAAAUCAUAUCUUUACCUUAUCAGAUGAUUUUCCAAGAUUCAACUAGAGAUAUAAUGAAAUUGGAUGUAAAAGAUUCUAUUGUUAUUAUUGAUGAAGCUCAUAAUAUAAUGGAUGUUAUAACGUCGUUGUAUUCAGUUAGCAUAACUGCUGAUAACCUUGACCGAGUUAUUAAGUCUUUAAAGUUUUAUUUGGGUAAAUUUAUCAAGAAAUUGAAUUCGGGCAAUAGAAUAAAUUUACAAAAAUUGAUUAAGAUUUGUCAGUCAUUGAGAAACUUUAUAAAUGACAAGUCAGGCAAGGUAAAACCAGGUGAUGAGAUCAAUGUAGAUGACAUCUUUCAAGAUUCAACUGCAGACUUAGUUAAUAUCCAUAAGUUAGAGAAAUUCUUAUCCAAGACGAAAAUUGCAUACAAGAUUGAGAAUUAUCUCGAGAAAAUUGAGAUAGAAAAUGAGACCAAUACCACAAUCAGAAGUAGUAGUUCUACUCCUCUCUUGUUUUCUGUGGUCAGUUUCCUUAAAAGUUUAACUCACCCUUCAACUGAAGGAAAAUUCUUCUGGGAUGUUACAAACAACACAACUACCAUAAAUUACAUGCUUCUUGACCCAAGUGGAGUAUUCAAGGAUAUUUUAAAUCAAGCCAAAUGUAUCUUAUUAUGUGGUGGUACAAUGGAACCAAUGUCUGAUUAUGCCGAUUAUUUGUUUCCUUCUGUACUUCCUGAAAAAGUGAAUAAAUUCACUUGUGGUCAUGUAAUUCCUAAAGAGAAUCUUGACGUUUUUACUGUUACUGAAAUGAACGGAAUAGAUUUUGAGUUUUCGUUUAAUAAACGGAACAAUGCUGUUCAAUUGAAUGCAUUGGGCCUGUUUAUUAUUGAAGUGUGUAAGAGAGUUCCCUAUGGUAUUGUAAUUUUCUUCCCAAGCUAUAAAUAUUUAAACCAGGUGUUGAUGGAAUGGAAGAAAUCAAACCUUUUGAACUCAAUUAGUCAACUUAAAUCUGUGUUCCAAGAGCCAUCUGAUGCAACCAAAGUUGAACAAACCUUGUCUGAAUAUUCAACAGCUGCACAGGCAAAAGGUGCAAUUCUUUUCUCAGUAGUUGGGGGGAAAAUGUCUGAAGGUAUUAACUUUUCUGAUAAUUUAGCAAGAGCUGUCUUAAUGGUUGGAUUACCUUACCCUAAUGCGUUUUCAGGUGAAAUGGUAGCCAAGCGGAAUUUUAUCGAAAAGAAUGUUAUUUCAAAAGGUGGUACUAAUAAUGAAGCUAAGGAAAAGUCAAUGAAUUACUAUGAAAACCUAUGCAUGAGGGCAGUGAAUCAAAGUAUCGGGAGAAGUAUUCGACACAUUAAAGACUACUCGAUUAUUUAUUUGAUCGAUUCUAGAUUUAAAUAUCCCAGAAUUCAAAUAAAGUUGAGUAAAUGGGUUAGAGAUAGAUUACAAGCUACUAAUAAUACCAGUCAAAUUUUCAACCAAACUGAGGAAUUUUUUCUUAAUAAGCUGGUAACGACAGACGUAUAA